This is a messenger RNA of Monascus purpureus, 2141 nucleotides long. The record is from the annotation of a GenBank genome assembly. Lineage: Eukaryota; Fungi; Ascomycota; Eurotiomycetes; Eurotiales; Aspergillaceae.
GCGAGGAAUGGCCAGCAGACAAGGCUUCAAACCUCCAUGUUCUCGUGUCUACUGGGUGGCCUUCAAGAACGAUGUCUUUCGACCCACUCGAAUUCAUGCAACCCGUUCCCAGCAGCGAUGAACUACAACCUGCAGAUGCGUUCCUAUCAGACACUGAAUUCAACGAGAUCCUGAGUUCAAUGGGUCCUGGUCUGCUCUAUCCAUCUGAUUCCAUCUCUUUCAGCUUUGACUCUGUGUUUCCCCAGUCUAAGGAUGCGUCAACGCAGACCACAGGGCCCACCUGGGAUGACAACGAGACAUUCUUCCAUCAUCAGCAUGGUCUGUCUGAUUCUAGCCCAGACCAGGAGAAGCCCGAGAAAUCUGAAGGGAAAAGGAAAUCAUUCCACUCGGCAGAAGUAAAAUUCCUGAAAGAAUGGCUCAACAGUCACCCCGACCAUCCAUAUCCAACAAAGCAGGAGAAAUCGUCCCUGGCUGAGAAGACGGGACUCAGCGUCAUACAGGUGUCUACCUGGUUUGCAAAUGCCCGCAGACGUAAGAAACAGGUCUGUAAUACGUCUAUCACGUCUACGUCACUUGAUUCCCUCAACGGAAACCGACAGACUCGACCCGUACAAUGGGACUCCUUGAGUCCGCUUGAUCGCUGGAGGAAUUCGCCUCCUGAAACCGAAGCUGCGCCUCUAAGGGCUAUUAUUAACGCAGUUGCCGGUAGUGAAUCGAAUGGCCUAUCGAAUGGGAACGGUAGACUCUCCACUUCAGCGCCGGAAUACCCACAGCAACAUCUACCAUUACCUACGAGUGAUGCCAAAUCGCUGGUCUCUUCAGAGGCAUCAGGAUCAGCUUUAUCAAGCAGUUCGGGAUUGUCUGCCUUUAGCUUUGAUUCUAGAGAUUCUCACGGCUCUUUUGGUCGGUUUUAUCUGAAUGAAACACCUCGACGGCGCCGCCGGCGGACAAAGGCUGUCUCUAUUCUCUCUAGACCCCAGAGCAAGACUUCGCGGAAGAGACCGUAUCAGUGUACUUUUUGCACCGACACGUUUCGCACGAAAUAUGACUGGACACGACAUGAAAAGACCCUACACCUCUCGCUUGAAAAAUUCACUUGCACUCCUUUGGGCGCAACCUACAAUGACCCAUUGAAUGGCAUCGGCCGCUGUGCCUUCUGCGACGAACCCCAUCCAUCGGAUGAUCAUGUAGAGUCCCACCGGUUUGGAAUAUGUCAGCAAAAACCUAUAGUGUUUCGGACGUUUUAUCGAAAAGAUCAUCUUCUUCAGCAUUUACGACUAGUGCAUGGGAUCAACCACCCAGUUCCAUUAAUAGAGACCUGGAAGUCACAGAUUACCCACGUUAAAUCACGCUGCGGAUUUUGCGGCGAGACCUUCACGGUAUGGUCCGAAAGAAAUAGUCAUAUUGCCCGACACUUUCGGGAGGGCGCUCUGAUGAAAGAUUGGCGAGGAUGUCGAGGUCUUGAACCAUCGGUCGCUUUAGCAGUGGAGAACGCCAUGCCACCUUAUUUGAUCGGGGUUGAAUCCACAGCGAUGGAGCCCUUCAGCGCUUCUCGGUUGGUUGGAGGAGAUGCCGGGGCUGUCUGCCUAGGAGAAACUACGAACCAACUCCCAAAAGAAAAGCCCGAGCCAACGCCUUUUGAGCAUCUUACCACUCGCCUGAGUGAGUUUGUGUGGAAAUCUCAGACCUCAGGGAGCGUUAUCACGGACGAAAUGUUACAAAAAGAGGCCCGUCUUAUCGCUUACGGGGAUGACGACCCAUGGAACCAAACACCAGCAGACAACCUUGAAUGGUUGAAACUGUUCAAGGAGGGAAUGGAAAUACUAACAGAUUCCAGCGCAUCUCGACAUGACUUUUCCGAUCACCAUAGUAAUGAAAAUUAUAACUUCUAUCUUCCAUGGUCGGCCGAUAGAUGGACACCGUUCGACCCAUCUAUCAGCUCGGCGGCUCAGAAUUCCACUGACAUGAUAAAAGCAUGUAUGGCUUGGCCGUGGCUCAGUCCGGAGUGUCUCGCCGAGUUCAGGCGGCAGAAGAUGAUAACGUGUUCUACCGGCCCACUCGGAAAUCUAGCAGACGGCAACACGGAGCAGUGCCAAAGGACGGAUCACCUUAUCCAAAAUUCAGAUGUCGGGGGUGGUUGA